Molecule: messenger RNA, 1677 nt
Organism: Anopheles coluzzii
Lineage: Eukaryota; Metazoa; Arthropoda; Insecta; Diptera; Culicidae
Gene: Ahcy
Product: adenosylhomocysteinase
Exons: 3
Coding region: 256-1554 (432 amino acids)
Biological process (GO): L-methionine cycle
Cellular component (GO): cytosol
Molecular function (GO): adenosylhomocysteinase activity
Source: RefSeq, a predicted model, not a curated record
CGGCAGAACCGGAGGGAACCCCAUGCGGCGUUAAUUUUAUCGCUGGCACGUGAAGGAAGGUUCUUACUCGCUCGGUUGAUUUCGAACGGCCAACACCGCGACGCAGCUGCCAGCAGUCUUAGCGCUCCUCGUGCCACAGUGAAAGCAGUUCAGUCCGACGGGCAGCAACGGAACGGAAGGCGCAGGCCAAACGACCAAUCUACAAUCAAACGCGUGUCCGAUCAAUCCAGCACCAAACACAAACGAUUGGAGAAGAUGGCCAAACCUGCGUACAAAGUUGCCGACAUUUCACUGGCCGAGUUCGGGCGGAAGGAGAUCGUGCUGGCGGAGAAUGAGAUGCCGGGCCUGAUGGCGUGCCGCCAAAAGUACGGCCCGCUCAAGAUCCUGAAGGGUGCCCGGAUAGCGGGCUGCCUGCACAUGACCAUCCAGACGGCCGUCCUCAUCGAAACGCUGAUCGAGCUGGGCGCUGAGGUCCAAUGGAGCAGCUGUAACAUCUUCAGCACGCAGGACCAUGCGGCCGCCGCGAUGGCCAAGGCGGGCGUGCCGGUGUACGCGUGGAAGGGCGAAACGGACGAGGAGUACAUGUGGUGCAUCCGGCAGACGCUCAUCUUCCCGGACGGCAAGCCGCUGAACAUGAUCCUGGACGAUGGCGGCGACCUGACCAACCUGGUGCACGCCGAGCACCCGGAGCUGCUGAAGGAGAUCCGCGGGCUGAGCGAGGAAACGACGACCGGCGUCCACAACCUGUACAAGAUGUUCCGCGAGGGCCGCCUCGGCAUGCCGGCGAUCAACGUGAACGAUUCGGUCACGAAGAGCAAGUUCGACAACCUGUACGGCUGCCGGGAGUCGCUGCUGGACGGCAUCAAGCGGGCGACGGACGUGAUGAUCGCGGGCAAGGUGUGCGUGGUCGCCGGGUACGGCGAUGUGGGCAAGGGUUGCGCCCAGGCACUGCGCGGUUCCGGCGGGCGCGUGCUAAUCACCGAAAUCGAUCCCAUCAACGCGCUGCAGGCGGCGAUGGAAGGCUACGAGGUGACGACGAUGGAGGAGGCAAGCAAGGAGGCGCAAAUCUUCGUCACGACGACCGGCUGCACCGACAUCAUCAUGGGCGAGCACUUCCUCAACAUGAAGGACGACUCGAUCGUGUGCAAUAUCGGGCACUUUGACUGCGAGAUCAACGUGACCUGGCUGCAGGAGAAUGCGGUCGAGAAGGUGAACAUCAAGCCGCAGGUCGACCGGUACCGGCUGGCGAACGGCAACCACAUCAUCCUGCUGGCGGAGGGCCGGCUGGUGAAUCUGGGCUGCGCGAUGGGCCACUCCAGCUUCGUCAUGUCGAACUCGUUCACCAACCAGGUGCUGGCACAGAUCGAGCUGUGGACGAACCGGGAGCAGUACGCGAUCGGCGUGCACGUGCUGCCGAAGAAGCUGGACGAGGAGGUGGCCGCUCUGCACCUGGACAAGCUGGGCGUGAAGCUGACGAAGCUGAGCGCGCGGCAGGCCGAGUACCUGAACCUGCCGGCCGAGGGCCCAUACAAACCGGAACACUACCGCUACUAAGCGCGUCGGACCGUGCCCGGCCCGGGUUUGGCAAAAGAGGGGAAAAGUGCGAGGGAAGGGGAGAGGGAAAAAUUAUGGUGUGAAGCACAUCACGUUUUAAUAAAAACAAACAUGUAAAGCGUA